Halteromyces radiatus is the source of this 1026-nucleotide messenger RNA. RefSeq lists its product as uncharacterized. The transcript is spliced from 3 exons. Bases 1 to 1026 code for a protein of 341 amino acids. Gene Ontology annotation, cellular component: endomembrane system. The record is from RefSeq and is a predicted model, not a curated record. Lineage: Eukaryota; Fungi; Mucoromycota; Mucoromycetes; Mucorales; Cunninghamellaceae.
AUGGUGGCCAGAAAAGGGUUAUUCUGCCUUGGGUUGGUCUUCUUGCUUAUCCUUUCCACAGUCAUACCAACUGUGAAAGCUUGGGAAAAAGGUAAUGAAAAGAAAAGAAAAGUUCAUUUUUUUGUCAAAUAUCAUAUUCCUUUAACCAUUUUUUUUUUUUAUUAUUUUGAUCAUGACAAUAUAGAUGAUUUUGAAAUCUUUGAUUUAGUGGAUGAACUUGAAAAAGCGGAAGGAAAGGAAACAAACUUUUACAAUUGGUUAAAUUUGAAGCCUAGUGCCACUCAAGCUGAAAUAAGCAAAGCAUACAGAAAAUUAUCUAUCAAACUUCAUCCUGACAAGAACAAACAUGAUGCUCAAGCAGAAGAACGAUUUGCACGAUUGGGUAAAGUGGCAGCUAUUUUACGGAAUGCUGGUACUCGUGAAAGAUACAAUCACUUCUACAAGAAUGGAGUACCACGAUGGCGAGGCACUGGUUACUACUAUGCACGAUUUCGACCGGGUGUAGGCAGUGUGAUUGUGUUCCUAAUGCUAUUGGCGGCAAGUAUGCAAUAUUUGGCGAAAUGGAUCAAUUAUUAUCAAGAAAAAUCAAAGAUCAUUCAAUUUGUACAAGAUGCUCGUGCUAAUCUCAAUGUCAAUGUACCAAAAGGGUAUGGUGCUCCUACCUUAGGUCGAAGUUAUUUGGAAGUGGGUCAUCGUACUUUACGUUGUGAAAUCAAAUCUGAUCAUUAUAUCAUCAUCCAUAUGGAAAACAAAGAUGAAGAACCUGUGCAUUUGAAUACCGAAUGGGUGCUUCCUCCUCGUUUUGCUGACAUUUAUCUGGUCAAAUGGCCUCUUGGGCUUAUCCACAAACUACAGGGGAAACAUACUGAUGACAAUCAACAAGAUAACAAGGACUCUCACAGUGAUGAAGGAAGCGAGGAUAAGCAAGUUCAAGACAAGACAAAGAAGAAGAAAUCAAAGGCAACCGAACCUGUGAAUGUGACCGGAACCAAGGUGGGUGGACGACGACGAGCACUUCGUAAAUAA